CCAUUUUUAAAUAUGAAAAAGGCAAAACCCUAGUAACUGAGUGAGUGUUUGUAAAUCAAAACAAAAAAACCGACGACGAAAUCCAUUUCCUCUCUCUUUUAAAAGAGCGGGAAAAGGGGAAACAACAUUGGAACGAGAAAAUUUUAGGGUUUUCAAAUUUGUUUCUUGCUUUUGAGUUGAGUGAUGGCGAAUGUGGCAGUGGAUGAGGAUCAACAAUGGCUGCUGAAUUGCUUGUCUGCUACUCUGGACUCUAACCAAGAGGUCCGUUCUUUCGCCGAAGCGUCCCUUAAUCAAGCCUCUCUUCAACCAGGCUUUGGCAGGGGAUUAUCAAAGGUUGCUGCAAACAGAGAUGUUCCAUUUGGAUUGCGUCAGCUAGCUGCUCUCCUUUUGAAGCAGUUCAUCAAAAAGCAUUGGCAGGAGGGUGAUGAAUCAUUUCAACAUCCUGCUGUUUCAAGUGAUGAGAAGGCAGUUAUCCGGGGACUUCUUUUAUCAACUUUGGGUGAUCCUAAUCGAAAACUUUGCACAGCAAUUAGUAUGGCUAUAGCAUCUAUUGCAGUCUAUGACUGGCCAGAAAGCUGGCCAGACUUGUUGCCGUUCCUCCUGAAGUUGAUUGGUGAUCAAAGUGAUAUGAAUGGAGUGCAUGGUGCUCUUAGGUGCUUGGCACUUCUCUCGGGGGAUUUGGAUGAUACAAUGAUUCCAACAUUAGUACCUGUUCUCUUCCCUUGCUUGUAUACCAUUGUAUCAUCUUCUCAGACCUAUAGCAAAUAUUUGCGAACAAAAGCCCUUUCUAUAGUUUAUGCUUGCACUUCAAUGUUGGGGGCAAUGAGUGGUGUAUAUCAGGCAGAAACUAGCGCACUGGUGGAACCAUUGCGUAAACCAUGGUUAGAUCAGUUCUCUUUUAUCUUGGAACAACCUGUACAGCCUGAAGAUCCGAAUGAUUGGAGCAUCAGAAUGGAGGUUUUAAAGUGCUUGAAUCAGUUUGUUCAGAAUUUUCCUAGCUUCACUGAGACUGAAUUUAUGGUUAUUGUGGGGGCACUAUGGCAGACAUUUGUAUCAUCCCUGAGAGUAUAUACUCAAUCAGCAAUUGAAGGUACAGAGGAUCCCUACGAGGGCAGUUAUGACUCUGAUGGUGCAGAGAAAAGCCUUGAUUCCUUUGUUAUUCAGUUGUUUGAGUUUCUGUUGACCAUUGUGGGUAGCACAAAAUUGGUAAAGGUUGUUGCGAAUAAUAUUGCAGACUUAGUAUAUUACACUAUUGCUUUUCUGCAAGUGACGGAACAACAGGUCCAUACAUGGUCGAUAGAUGCUAAUCAAUUUGUAGCUGAUGAGGAUGAUGUCACUUAUAGCUGCCGUGUUUCUGGUGCACUUUUACUAGAGGAGGUCGCAACCUGUUGUGGGAGAGAAGGAAUUGAUGCUAUUAUAAAUGCUGCUAGGAAAAGAUUCAGUGAGUCUCAACAAGAAAAAGCUAGUGGUUCUGUAGUUUGGUGGAGGAAAAGGGAGGCUACUUUGUUUGCUUUGGCUUCUUUGUCAGAGCAAUUGCUUGAGGCAGGGGUUUGUUCUUUCCAUGAUAAUUUUCAAUUAUCAGUGGUUUCUGGACUUACAAAAGUGAGCUUAGGAAACCUUUUAGAGCAAAUGAUUACUGAAGAUAUGGGAAUUGGGGUGCAUGAAUAUCCCUUUCUUUAUGCUCGCAUGUUUAUAUCAGUUGCUAAGUUUUCCUCUGUGAUCAGCUGUGGAAUUCUUGAACAUUUUCUCCAUGCUGCUAUAAAGACAAUUGGCAUGGGCGUCCCUCCAGCUGUGAAAGUAGGUGCCUGUCGAGCAAUAUCACAGCUCCUUCCUGAAGCAAACAAGAGUGUUAUUCAGCCUCAAAUGAUGGGUUUAUUGUCUUCACUAACAGAUCUUCUUCAUCAGGCUUCUGAUGAAACAUUGCACCUGGUACUUGAAACACUGCAAGCAGCAAUUACAGCUGGUCAUGAAUUGUCAACAUCUGCAGAGCCUAUUAUUUCUCCUAUAAUCCUCAAUAUGUGGGCAUUGAACGUUUCAGAUCCUUUCAUUAGUCUUGAUGCAAUUGAGGUUCUGGAGGCAAUAAAAAAUGCUCCCGGUUGCAUUCGACCAUUGACUUCUCGAAUUUUACCAUAUCUCGGGCCAGUACUGAACAAACCCCAACAGCAGCCCGAUGGACUAGUGGCUGGGUCAUUGGAUUUGAUAACUAUGCUACUGAAGAAUGCUCCUACUGAUGUGGUAAAAGCAGCAUAUGAUGUUUGUUUUGAUGCUGUAAUCCGGAUAGUUCUUCAAAGUGAUGACCACAGUGAAAUGCAGAAUGCAACAGAAUGUUUGGCAUCUUUUGUAUCUGGUGGAAGACAAGAACUUCUUGCUUGGGGUAGUGAUUCCGGAUUUACAAUGGGAAGUUUGCUUGAUGCAGCUUCAAGGCUUCUUGACCCUGAUCUGGAAAGCUCUGGGUCUCUUUUUGUUGGCAGCUAUAUCCUGCAACUUAUAUUGCAUCUUCCCUCACAAAUGGGGCAGCAUAUUCGAGACUUGAUUAUUGCUCUUGUUAGACGUUUGCAAUCAGCUUCGAUAGCAGGAUUGAAAAGCUCCUUGCUACUUAUUUUUGCUAGAUUGAUUCAUAUGAGUGCGCCAAAUGUUGAACAAUUUAUCAAUUUGCUGAUCACCAUCCCAUCUGAAGGCUAUCAAAAUGCCUUUGUUUAUGUAAUGUCAGAGUGGACCAAACAACAAGGGGAGAUUCAGGGGGCAUACCAAAUCAAAGUUACCACCAGUGCUUUUGCCCUACUGCUGUCCACUAGGCAUCCUGAACUAUCAAAUAUUAAUGUCCAAGGCCAUCUAAUUAAGUCUAUGGCAGGGAUAACCACUCGCUCAAAAGCUAAAUCUGCUCCAGAUCAGUGGACUAUAGUGCCACUUCCAGCAAAGAUAUUGGCUUUACUGGCAGAUGCAUUGAUUGAAAUACAAGAACAAGUUCAGGAUGCCGAGGAUGAGGAUAGUGACUGGGAAGAAAUUCAUGAAGGAGAGACGGAAUCUGACAAAGAUUUGUUAUCUUCAGUUGCUGCCACGCCAUUUGGCAGGUCCGCAUAUGAACAUCAUCUUGAAGCAAUGGCAAAAGCAUAUAAUGAGAAUCAAGAAGAUGACUAUGAAGACGAUGCACAAAGUAUUGCAGAUCCCCUUAAUGAGAUUAACUUGGCAAAUUAUCUCACGGAGUUCUUUUUGAAGUUCUCUCCAAGUGACCCACAACUAUUUGAUCAUCUUUGUCAGAGUCUGACACCGGCUCAACAGAAUGCUAUUAAGGUUGUUCUGAAUCAGUGAGGUGCUAUGUAAGUUACCUGAUUGAUCAAAGGUUUGUUUCUUUGCGUGGUUGCCAUCGAGCUUUAAAGCUGAGGUUGUUGUCAAUGCUAUAGGAAAGGAGAAAGCGAUAUCAGUGUUGGUUUUUCGACGAUCGGAACUUGAUUGAUUGAUUGAUUCGUGUAAAGAAGCGGAACUCCAAAUCUGAUUUUGCUAUUAUUUUUCCGAAAUCUUAAGUGAAAUGUGAGUUCUAUUUGUUAAU
Messenger RNA from Durio zibethinus, 3547 nucleotides. The record is from RefSeq and is a predicted model, not a curated record. Lineage: Eukaryota; Viridiplantae; Streptophyta; Magnoliopsida; Malvales; Malvaceae.